AUGCUUCGCGAGCUCGUUUGGGGUGAUCUCCAGGUACUGCAUCUCACCGAUGUACACGGCUGGUAUCAAGGUCACAUGAAGAAGAGCUAUCCCGAGCCCAACUACUCUGGCGAUUGGGGCGAUUUCGCUUCCUUCGUUACGCACAUGCGCCACCUCGCUAAGAAGAAGGGCGUCGAUCUGCUUCUUGUCGACACGGGCGAUCUUCACGAUGGAGCCGGCCUCAGCGACGGCUACCCUGCCGGUCAAGUCGACGGUCAGGUCUCCAACCAGUUCCACGCCAGGGUCCAGUUUGACAUGCUCACUGUAGGAAACCACGAGCUCUACAAGUACGAGGUCGGUUGGAACACCUACCAAGAGUUUGUGCCCACGACCAAGGGUCGCUACGUCAGCUCCAAUGUCAACAUCAGCCAUGCUGACCUCAACGGCGGUGCGGGCAAUACCAGCUACGUGAUUGGCGAGCGAUUCGUCAAGUUCCAGACCGACGGGGGACGAAACGUCACUGGCCUCGGCGUCCUUUUCAACUUUACCGGCGCCGACAGCGGUAUCACGGUACAGGACCCUGCCAAGAUGGUCCUCGAGCCGUGGUUCAUCGACGCCAUUCAGGAGGAGUCUGACGUGUUUUUGCUUACAGGACACAUGCCUGUCCGCAAAGACCAGUUCCCCACCGUCGUCAACGCGAUCCGCAAGGUCCACCCUACCACGCCCAUCAUGGUCCUCGGCGGACAUUCCCACAUCCGCGACUGCAUCAUCUACGACAAGUACUCGAUGGGCAUCGAAUCGGGUCGAUACCUUGAAACCAUCGGCUGGCUAUCGAUGAACUUUACCGACGACGUUCCCACCUUCAACCGCAGCUACAUCGACGCCAACCGACGCAACUAUGCCUUCCACGCCGGUCUCGCCCACCACCCGGACAAGUUCGACACGAAAGCUGGCAAGAAGAUCACCAGCGAUAUGAACCAGGUCGCUGAGAACUGGAACCUCUCGAUGAGCUAUGGAACUGCGCCACAGGACUACUACCUCCAGCGUGUACCCGUCAACGACAGCUCGUCGCUCAUCAACUUUAUGACCAACAAGGUGCUGCCGACGGUCAUCUCGACGUCCAACCCGAACCGCAACGGUACGCCCAACAUUGUGAUUGCCAACACGGGUUCCCAGCGUUUCGAUCUGUACGCUGGCGACUUUACCAAGAACGACCAGUACAUCGUUUCUCCGUUCACGGAUGCGUUCCAGUACAUCAAGAAUGUGCCCUACAAGUACGCCAGCCAGGUGAUCAGCAAGCUCAACGGCGACAAGACUGCGCAGGCCACCAGUCGUCGACGCGACCUUGGUGUCGAUGACGAGCAGAGCGAAGAGGAGCUCUAUGCCCAAGGACACGUGUCUCACAUCUACAACCGUUGGAUGCAGGACCAGCACGUGCGCGCUACUGCGCAUACAGAAGCUGCACGAGACUUGGCCAAGCUGGACGCUCGAGCUGCAGCCGCUGCUGCCAACCGUACGCUCGGCUACGUUACCAAAGACUCGUGCCCCGGUUACGGAGACGACACCGUCCACACCGCCAUCCCCUACGCCUCUGUCCCCGACUACGUCCAGAGCCCCGUCACGGGUCAGAAUGUCACGGGCAACACCACCAUCGACGUCAUCUUCCUCGACUUUAUCGCCAAAAACGUCGUCAGGAUCCUCAACGGUCUGCAGACAGAGAAGAACUACACGCUGGACGACGUCGCCGCUUACAACCAGUACACGAUCCAGGACAUCUACCCGCUGUAUGCAGAGCAGGUGUGGGCCGGCAACGCAACCAACAACACCAGCAGCAGCAAGGAGGCUUUCACAAUCUUCAACUGUGCUUCGUGUCACGGUAACAAGUAA
Molecule: messenger RNA, 1866 nt
Organism: Pseudozyma hubeiensis SY62
Lineage: Eukaryota; Fungi; Basidiomycota; Ustilaginomycetes; Ustilaginales; Ustilaginaceae
Product: predicted phosphoprotein phosphatase
Exons: 2
Coding region: 1-1866 (621 amino acids)
Biological process (GO): nucleotide catabolic process
Cellular component (GO): cytosol
Molecular function (GO): hydrolase activity
Source: RefSeq, a predicted model, not a curated record